CUUAGUGGGGACGAAUCCGAUCAGACGAAUGAAGGUGCGUCGCUGCUGGAUCCACAUGAAUCGACAGAGAGAGAGGGAGGGUGAGAAAUUAAUCGACGUAAGAGAGAGAGAGGUAGGGAAGAUCCAAGAGGAGAAGAGCUAUGAAUUUAAACGAGGAUUUGUAAUGUAUGCUUCAUCCUCCGAUUAGAACUUGCAAAUCCAUUCAAAAAUGGAUCAAUUCACAUUCAUUUGUUUAUUCAUAAUCAUAUCUCUUUCCACGUUGAAUAUCUGCACUUCCAUCUCGAUGAAAGAAGAACGUGCGAUUCCCUACGCCGAGCACUGCAACCACGUUGUUCCUGAAUCGCCGGUGACUAGAUCCAGCAGCGUCGGGAACAAAUUUCUCCAGGUUUAUAGCGUCUACUACUCCGGCACAAGUCGAAUCCAGGAUCAAAACGGCCGUCAGUUUGGAGGACUGUCACUCAGAUCAAUUUCCUUUGUUUCACAUGGCGUUCGCGAGACGGAAUCCGUAGGCGUAUUAGAGCUGACAGGCAUGGUUACAUUCCAAGGCUUGAGAAAUUCCGAUUUUCUAAGGAAUUCAACUAGUCGGAGGUUGCGGAAGAUUCAUAUCAGGCCGCCGAAGAUUCCAUCACUGUUAGGUCGAACUUCGUUUAAUCUGCGUGGAUUUUGGUCAUCGUAUUCUGGAAAUCUCUGUAUGGUUGGUAAGUCUAAGGAAAGCCCUAUUAAUGUCGUUCUUAAGCUUCAUUAUCCGAAUUCAUCAACUAUUUUCACUAGCUUAGUACACGGAUCUUUACAAAGCCUUAAUCCACAGAAUGAUCCAUACUAUUUUCAAUCCAUUUCAAUCUUAGGCGUAUCAGUGAUGAACUAUGAAUACACAUUGAUCUAUAGAGAGAUUGAGAAUGGUGGAUUUAAUUCAUAUGAUUACCUGCAAGACUCUUCUCUCAGUCUUGACUCCACUCGAUCCGUUUGUUCCUUUUUCAGAUCUCCCGGUAGAUAUGAACUGGAAUACCUAGAUGCCUGUAAUGCAACUAACUGUAAUCCUCUUGGAAGGAACGAUAACAGAUCUUUACCUCGAUUCAUGUCUGUCAAUGAGAUCAAAUGCUCUUCUAGUGAUGGUAAAGUGAGAUAUCUGUUAGAAUUCUCAAACUCCAGCUUUAAUGGUAUUCGAUUGCCAUUUGAUCCUAGCUUAACUUUAGUCGCUGAAGGAGCUUGGGAUCGGGAAAAGAAACGACUAGCAUUGGUUGCUUGUCGAAUUAAAUCAGCCAUGAAUGGUUCCCUCGAUGACUGCUCUAUCAGGCUGAGUUUCAGUUUGCCAUCAACUUUAUCGUUGAGAAACAGAAGCUCCAUUGUUGGCCAAUUGUGGAGCAAUAGAAAUGAUUUCAGACGAGUUUCAUUCAGAAGCACCGCAAAUGUGAAGAAGAAACUCAAAGGAUUGAGUUAUCAAUACACUGUUAUCGACCGUGCCAUCUCUUCUUGUAACAGAAGACUCGAUAAUAAAAGACAAAUAGGUAAUUAUCCAAACGGAUAUUCGCCGGACAUGAGCUUCGACAUGACGGUUAAGGAUCGAAACGGGAAACUUGCAUGGGGAUAUACAUCUCCGUUUUACGUCGGCCGAAAGUUCUACAAACCAGAUGGGACUUCAUCGUCAAUAUCCGAUAACGAGAAAUUACUGAACAUCAGCUACGAAAUGACUUUCACGCCCCCUCCCGGUUUUCUCAUUAAAACCACAUUUCCGAUACAAAUCUCGGCCGAAGGCAUAUACGAUACCAAAACAGGAUUCCUCUGUCUGAUGGGCUGUUUAAACGCGUUAGAUUGCGAAAUAAUCGUCAAUCUACAAUAUCCUCCUUUGAAUUCGAAAGGCGGGAGUCACGUUAAAGGGACUAUCGAAAGCACAAGGCUCAAUUCGGACACGUUUUACUUCGAUAAACUUGAGAUCGUAUCGAAUUCGAUAUACGAAAGUCAAGCGAGAGAUAGUAUUUGGAGAAUGGAUCUCGAGAUCACAAUGGUUCUAGCCUCGAACACGCUGGCAUGCGUUUUCGUUGUUUUUCAGCUAAGUUACGCGAAAAAGAAUAAGGAUUCGCUUCCUCGUAUUUCCAUCGUGAUGCUUAUAAUCCUCACGUUAGCUCAUAUGAUUCCGUUGGUGCUCAACUUCGAGGCCUUGUUCUUGGAAAAUCGUAACCGUCAGAAUGUUUUCCUGGAUAACGGGAAGUGGGUUGAAGUAAACGAAGUAUUGGUGCGGUUCAUAACUAUGGUUGCGUUUCUACUUCAGUUUCGUCUUCUCCAAUUAGCAUGGUCUGGUAGGGUGAAAGACGAAAACCGUAAAAGCCUAUGGAUUUCGGAUCUGAAGGUGUUUUUAUUCUUUAUGCCUUUAUAUAUCGGUUUUGGAUUACUUGCAUGGUUGAAAAAGUUAGGCCAAACGCAAUCUGGUUUGGUGUUGGACGGUUUUCUUCUUCCUCAAAUAGUUUUCAAUUUGUUUUCGGAUUCUUCUCGAGAGGAGGCUGCACUCGCGAUUUCGUUCUAUGUGGGGACUACUAUCGCUCGGUUGCUUCCUCACGUGUAUGAUCUUUGCAGAUCGCGAGUUUAUUCUGCAUGGUAUUCUAGUGAAUUGUUUGCUAGUAGGGGAUCGGAUUAUUUUUCGACAAUGUGGGAUAUUGUUAUAACUGUAUUCGGUUUGAUUUUCGUAGUUGUUAUUUAUUUACAGCAGCGUUUUGGGGGAAGAUGUGUUAUUCCUAGGAGAUUUAGAGUGGUUUCUGAAUAUGUGAAAGUUUCUACUGUUAGUGUGGAAUUGUCUUGAUAGGAAAAACUUCAAUUUUUUACCAUUUUACUACACCAGUUCACUUGUUGAGAUAUAAAAUUUAUUUUUGUCCUUUUAAUUU
Messenger RNA from Impatiens glandulifera, 2873 nucleotides. RefSeq lists its product as uncharacterized. Lineage: Eukaryota; Viridiplantae; Streptophyta; Magnoliopsida; Ericales; Balsaminaceae. Gene Ontology annotation, cellular component: intracellular membrane-bounded organelle. Bases 209 to 2791 code for a protein of 860 amino acids. The record is from RefSeq and is a predicted model, not a curated record. The transcript has a single exon.